AAAAUGUUGUAUUUUAAUUCAUUAAAACACGUAUUACUCACACGUAUAUUUAAAUAAGUUUUGAAAGGUAAAAUUCAAAUGUUGGCAAAAACAGUUCAGCAGCUGUGACUGUAUGUUUCACACGGACUUGUUUUGGAGACGCACCGAAAAGCCCGGGUUAGACCAGCAUGGAGGAGAAAGAGGGCAGACAUCAGAGCCUGUGAGGUUCAAUGAAAUAACCAGAUAGCUCAUGUGGAGGAGCUUGCUGCUGAGGGGCUCCACCUGUCUCCUGCAGGUGGCAGCCCCAAGGUUUCUCCAUCAGAGACCCCUCCUACCCCUCAGUGUGAGACUUCCUACCCAGACUCCCCUUCCUUUGACCCAGAGGCUCCUUCACAGGCCUCCCUGUGGCUCAGAGCUGCAGGGUAAAGGCUGCUUCCUGGCACACAGUGGUACCAGGGCUUAUAAAAAGGAUGCAAAGUCUUCCGUGGAGAUUCCUGUGAGCCCCAUCACAGUCACAGACAUCAAACAGUAUCUGCGCUCCAAAGACAUUCCCUUCCACGAUGGCUACAGCUGCCUCCACACCCCGAGCAUCUUCUUGGAGCCGUCCGCCAGGAGGGACAGCUUCUCCCUGUUCGUCGACAAAACCACCGGACAGUUUCUGUGUAAGGACACGAUGGUGGAAGGGAGCUGGGAGGAUCUCCAGGACUGCCUGGAGGUGAUGCAGAAGGAGGAGCAGGACUUCCUCACCCCCCAUGUGCUGCUGGGAUACCCAGAGAGUGUGGAGGAGCAGGAGGACAGGGAGAGGGAGCUGAGGGAGGUGCAGAGGAUCUGGUCCAGCUCUGUGCCCUUCUCUGACCUCCCUGAGGACGAGGCUCAGCUGGUCAAAACCAUGUUCCAGAUCACAAAGGUCUCUAAUGCAACCCUCAAGAGGUUUGGCGUGAGGCUCUUCAAGCCCACCAAGAGUCUGGUGUUUCCCUGGUUCGGUGGACCCGACUCCUCCCUAAAGGGGGUGAAGCUUCUCUCCGCCCAAACCACAGACACUGACAAAGUCACUUAUAAUGAAGCUACCGUCCCAAAGAGUAACUCGUACUACAACCUGUUUGGCCUCCCUCUGGUGGGCCGUAUGGACGCCGAGGUGGUGCUGACCGGUCAUGAGCUGGACACCCUGGCUGUGAGUCAGGCCACGGGACUCCCCAGUGUGGCUCUCCCACGCGGGGUCAGCUGCCUCCCUCCGAUCCUGCUGCCUUACCUGGAACAGUUCAAGAGGGUGACUCUGUGGCUGGGAGACGACAUUCGCUCCUGGGAGGCUUCAAAGAUCUUCUCGCGGAAGCUGGGUCUGAGGCGCUGCUCGCUGGUUCGGCCCGGGGAGUACCGGCCGUGUCCCGUGGAGGCGCUGGCCCAGGGGAAGAACUUCAGCCACAUCAUCAAGUCCUCCAUCCCAGCGGCCCACAAGUCCAUAGUGUCCUUCAAGCAGCUCAGGGAGGACGUGUACGGGGAGCUGGUGAACACGGAGCAGGUGGCCGGGGUGAAGUGGGUGAGGUUUCCGGAGCUCAACAGGAUCCUGAAGGGACACCGCAAGGGGGAGCUGACUGUUUUCACAGGUCCUACUGGCAGUGGGAAGACCACCUUCAUCAGUGAGGUCGCCCUGGACCUUUGCAUGCAGGGCGUCAACACGUUGUGGGGAAGCUUUGAGAUCAACAACGUGCGUCUGGCGAAGAUCAUGCUGACGCAGUUCGCCGAGCAGAGGCUGGAGGAAAACCUGGAGCAGUACGACUUCUGGGCGGACAAGUUUGAAGAGCUGCCGCUCUACUUCAUGACUUUCCACGGGCAGCAGAACAUCAAGACAGUGCUGGACACAAUGCAACAUGCUGUCUACCUUUAUGAUAUCAACCACGUCAUCAUCGACAACCUGCAGUUCAUGAUGGGGCAGGAAAACCUCUCAGUAGACAAGUUUGCAGUCCAGGACCACAUCAUCGGAGCAUUCAGGAAGUUUGCCACCAACAGCAGCUGCCACGUCACUCUGGUCAUUCACCCGAGGAAAGAGGAGGAUGACCGAGAACUGCAGACCGCCUCCAUCUUUGGUUCAGCAAAGGCCAGCCAAGAAGCCGACAACGUCCUCAUUCUGCAGGAGAAGAAGCUGGUGACGUCUCCCGGCCGCCGGUCCCUGCAGGUGACCAAGAACCGCUUCGACGGAGACGUGGGCAUCUUCCCUCUGGAUUUCAUCAAGUCUUCUCUCACCUUCGCUGCUCCCAUCAAAGGCAAGCACAAGCUGAGGAAGGUCGCCGCCAAGCCGGAAAACGAGGAGGACGAGGACGAGAGGAGCGAGGUGACGGUGAAGAAGGAAGAAGUCAAAAAAGAGAAAACGUCCAAAACGACAAAGACUCAAAGAACUAUUAAGAAAGGGAAUGAAAGCAUGGAGAAGUAACUAUGAUAUAGUAUAUAAUACAGUUUAACACCUCCACAUUUACAUUUACAUGUUAGACAGUUUUAUGUCCAUAACAGGUUUAAUAAAGAUGCAAAAUGAUUGUAAUUCACAAUGAAACGUAAAAAUAAUCCAGAAUGAUUUGAGAUAACUAAAGGUUCAUUUCAAUAUGGAAUGAAGUAUGGAUGUUUCAACCAGAAAGUGAAUGAUGGUUUAAGUGUAAGUAUAUGAUAAGCUUUUCUAUGCAGGUACUACUGUAUAUUAUUACUGUUAAAAGUGUUGGUAAAAUACUCCUAAACACAUUCUUCAUUUCACAAAAAAAUACUGUGACACCAAGCUCGAUACGGUUUUCAUGGAAAUGUUAAACACUAUCACACGAUCACAUUAUUGAGUGUGCUCUCUACUGACUUUUUGUACAAAUAUGAUUUAUUGAAUGAGCUGCUUUCUUUUUUUUUUAAAUAAAAUGUUUGUCAUGCA
Anoplopoma fimbria (sablefish) is the source of this 2878-nucleotide messenger RNA. RefSeq names its product twinkle mtDNA helicase (gene twnk). The record is from RefSeq and is a predicted model, not a curated record. Gene Ontology annotation, molecular function: ATP binding; single-stranded DNA binding; 5'-3' DNA helicase activity. Gene Ontology annotation, biological process: mitochondrial DNA replication. Gene Ontology annotation, cellular component: mitochondrion. NCBI's taxonomy places the organism in Eukaryota, Metazoa, Chordata, Actinopteri, Perciformes, Anoplopomatidae.